Bombina bombina (fire-bellied toad) is the source of this 10196-nucleotide messenger RNA. Its product is annotated as neurogenic locus notch homolog protein 2. The record is from RefSeq and is a predicted model, not a curated record. Gene Ontology annotation, cellular component: membrane. The transcript has 34 exons. Bases 294 to 7541 code for a protein of 2415 amino acids. Gene Ontology annotation, biological process: regulation of developmental process; regulation of DNA-templated transcription; multicellular organism development. Gene Ontology annotation, molecular function: signaling receptor activity; Notch binding; calcium ion binding. NCBI's taxonomy places the organism in Eukaryota, Metazoa, Chordata, Amphibia, Anura, Bombinatoridae.
UACCGCUCACAAAUGAACAGUGAGUCGGACUUUACAACAUAUGGGCCACGGUUUCUGUUUGGGUUUGGUAGGCGUGGCCUGUUCUUAGUACCUUGUCGCUGCCUCUGUCUUGAUUGACAGCUUCUUAUCCCUAUCCCCACCUAUUGUCUCUUUCCCACUAUCAGUAUUUCGAGGAGUGGGCGUGUACAAGCUGCAGUCCGGCUGCUCCAGUUUCGUUACAGUUCAGUGUGGUUCAGUCUGCCAAGCAGUGAGGAGAUUACGGAUUGGAGGGGUACCCGGGGGAGGAGAGCAGCAUGGGUCGGCCGGGGCUAUGCGGACUCCUAUGGGUUACUGUAAUGCUGCUGAGCCGGGGAGGAAUUCAUGGGUUUCAGUGUUUAGAUUCCACCAGACCUUGUCAAAAUGGAGGCCGAUGUACAAUGUACUCAAACGGAGAGGCUGCUUGCAUAUGUCCCCCUGGUUGGAUUGGUGAGAAGUGUCAGUUUAAGGAUCCUUGUGUCCCUUCACCUUGUGUUAAUGGAGGUGCUUGCCAAAACUCCAUCCGUGGUGGCACAGUGCAGUAUGAGUGCAGCUGUGCUAAAGGUUUUAGAGGACAAGAUUGUUCCCUCAUUGACGCUUGUGCUUCAAACCCAUGUGAAAAUGGUGCACGCUGUACAAAUUGGAAUGGCCGCUACAACUGUACCUGCCCAUUGGGAUACCAGGGACGCAGCUGCAGAGUAGAUAUUGAUGAGUGUAAAACUCCUGGUCUGUGUCAAAAUGGAGGACAAUGUGUUAAUACCCCUGGCUCCUUUCGCUGCAGUUGCCCUAGUGGUUACACUGGACAAUUUUGUGAGGCUGUAUAUGUGCCCUGUGCUCCCUCUCAAUGCCAAAAUGGGGGCACCUGCAGACAGACUGGAGAUCUUACGUACCAGUGUGCGUGCUUGCCAGGUUUUGAGGGUGGAAACUGCGACAUAAACAUUGAUGACUGCCCAGGACACAAAUGUAUGAAUGGUGGCACAUGUGUGGAUGGAGUAAACACCUACAAUUGCCAGUGCGCCCCCGAAUGGACAGGUCAGUUCUGCACAGAAGAUGUGGAUGAAUGUCAGCUCCAGCCCAAUGCCUGCCACAAUGGGGGAACCUGCUUCAACACUCAAGGGGGUCACACUUGUGUUUGUGUGAAUGGCUGGACUGGGGAGAGCUGCAGUGAAAACAUUGAUGACUGUGCCACUGCUGUCUGCUUCAAUGGAGCCACGUGCCAUGAUAGAGUGGCUUCCUUUUAUUGCGAGUGCCCCAUGGGCAAAACUGGUCUCCUUUGUCACCUUGAGGAUGCGUGUGUCAGUAACCCGUGCCACAAGGAUGCCAUGUGUGACACUAACCCAGUGAAUGGCAGGGCUAUCUGCACAUGCCCCCCGGGGUUCAGUGGUGGAGCUUGUGACCAGGAUGUUGAUGAGUGCUCUAUAGGAGCUAAUCCUUGUGAACACUUUGGUCGCUGUGUGAACACCCAGGGUUCGUUCCAAUGUCAGUGUGGCCGAGGUUACACAGGGCCGCGCUGUGAGACUGAUGUGAACGAGUGCUUGUCCACCCCAUGUCAGAAUGAUGCUACUUGUCUGGACCGUAUUGGGGAAUUCACCUGUAUUUGCAUGGCUGGUUUCAGUGGCACAUUUUGCGAAGUGAAUGUAAAUGAAUGUGAGAGUAGCCCUUGUGUCAACGGAGGAGUCUGCAAGGAUGUUGUCAACGGAUUUACUUGCAGUUGCCCUGCAGGAUUCACAGGUACCAUGUGUCAGAUUGAUAUAGAUGAGUGUGCUAGUACUCCGUGCCAGAAUGGAGCCAAGUGCGUGGACCGGCCCAACGGUUAUGAAUGUUGUUGUGCUGAAGGUUUUGAGGGUACACUGUGUGAACGGAACAUUGAUGACUGCUCCCCAGACCCUUGUCAUCAUGGUUCAUGCCGAGAUGGCAUUGCCAGCUUCACUUGCACAUGCGAUGCGGGAUAUACUGGAUAUCGCUGCGAGAACCAGAUAAAUGAGUGCCACAGUAACCCUUGUUUACAUGGAGGAAAGUGUAUCGACUUGGUCAACAAGUACCUGUGCUACUGCCAACCUGGCACUUCUGGAGUAAACUGUGAGCAUAAUUAUGACGACUGUGCCAGUAACCCAUGUGACUAUGGAGAAUGCAAAGAUGGCAUCAACAGAUAUGACUGUGUUUGCAAGCCAGGGUUCACGGGCCCUCUUUGUAACAUUGAGGUAUCCCCAUGUGUGUCCAACCCAUGUCGUUCAGGUGGCACUUGUCAAGCUACACAAAAUGGUUUCCGAUGCCUCUGCCCUGAAGGAGGAGGGCCACGUGAUUCCUUCUGUAAUCCCACCAAGGAUGAUGCCAUGUGUUCUUCUGGGUGUCUGCAUGGAGUGUGCCGAAAGCUCAAUGAGGGAUAUGCCUGUGAUUGUCAACCAGGCUGGGCAGGGAGAAUGUGUGAACGUAGAAGUGCUGACCGAUGUACUUCCCACCUUUGUCAAAACGGUGGCAUUUGUAUUGACCGAUCCUUAGGGCCUGUUUGUCGUUGUAAGGAUGGAUUUAAAGGUACGCUUUGUCAAAUAAACAUCAAUGAGUGUGCUCCUGCUCCGUGUCUGAAUGGAGGGCAGUGUAUUGAUGACAUUGCAGGAUACAGCUGUCUGUGUUCACUUCCAUAUACAGGUCAAGUAUGUGAGACAGUUUUGGCCCCUUGCAAUCCUGAUCCUUGUCAAAAUGGUGGUGUGUGCUCUCCAUCUUCAGACUACCAAAGCUACAUUUGCACUUGUCCCACUGGCUGGGAAGGUGAAACAUGUGGUAUUGAUAUAGACGAGUGUGCUCGUAGCCCAUGUCAGAACGGUGGACAUUGUGCCAAUCACCGUGGUGGGUACACUUGCACAUGUCCUCUAGGAUUCACUGGGUCAAACUGCGAAACUGAUAUUGAUGACUGUGCCCCUAACCCCUGCCUUAAUGGUGGUUCCUGUAGCGAUGGGAUAGUAUCCUUCUCCUGCAUCUGCCUCCCUGGGUUCACAGGAUCACGGUGUACGAAUGAGAUUAAUGAGUGCUCAAGCAAUCCUUGCCGCAAUGGGGCCACAUGUAAAGACUACGUCAACAGUUAUGUAUGUUCCUGUGCACCCGGAUAUACAGGGGCUGCCUGUGAAACAAACAUUCAAGACUGUACAGAAAGCUCUUGUUUCAACGGAGGUACAUGUGUGGAUGGAGUCAAUACAUACACUUGUCUUUGUCGUUCUGGCUUCACGGGCUCCCACUGCCAGCAUGAGGUAGACGAGUGUGCAUCCCGGCCAUGCCAGAAUGGAGCGGUGUGUGUUGAUGGCAUAGAAUCUUACCGAUGUGUUUGUCCUUAUGGGUAUUCUGGGGCCCAAUGCCAGAAUUUGAUAGACCUUUGUCGACGUUCUCCCUGUCAAAAUGGAGGUCGCUGUACUCAAACAGGUUCAUCUUUUCGAUGCGACUGCCCGUCAGGUUGGACGGGUACUUACUGUGAUGUGCCACGUGUUUCCUGUGAGGUGGCUGCUACAAGGAGAGGUGUACGUGUAGAACAACUAUGCCUUUCAGGGGGCAUCUGUAGGGAUGUUGGAAGUUCCCACCAUUGCACCUGUCGAGGGGGUUACACAGGCAGCUACUGUGAGACUCCCAUCAAUCAGUGCGAUCCAGACCCCUGUCGCAAUGGAGGUUCUUGUCAUAGUUUCUUGGGUGGAUAUGUGUGUGAGUGCCCAGUGGGAUAUGAAGGAAAGAAUUGUGAAUAUGAUAUAGAUGAAUGUCAGUCUCACCCAUGUCAGAAUGGAGGCUCUUGCAUUGAUUUGAUUGGGCGCUAUAUCUGUUCCUGCCCUCCCGGAACCCUGGGAGUACUCUGUGAAAUAAAUGAGGAUGAUUGCUCUCCGCUUUCAAGCUCUGGACCUCCUAAAUGCUUAAAUAAUGGCACCUGUGUAGACAGGGUAGGGGGAUAUCGCUGUAACUGUCCUCCUGGGUACACAGGCGAGCGAUGCGAAGGAGACAUCAAUGAGUGUUUGUCUGGCCCGUGCCACCCACACAACACUCGCGACUGCAUCCAGCUCGCCAACGACUAUCAAUGUGUAUGCAAGAAUGGAUACACUGGCCGGCGUUGCCAGAUUGUGGUUAACACCUGUGAGUCUCGUCCCUGUCAGAAUGGAGGUGUUUGCCGUGUGACUGUAAAUACACCUUUGGGUUACACAUGCCGGUGUCCCACGGGUUACACAGGCACUUCUUGCGAGCGAUCCCUCCUCUCAUGCCGAGACCUUGCAUGUCCCUCUGGCUCAACUUGCCUUCCUCCACCACUUGGCCCUCGUUGUGUCUGUCCCCCUGGUAUUGUCUGUCGCUCUUUUCCCAAUAGCACAUCCCCUCCAUUAUUUCCACCUUCACCACCACCACCUGCAUCAUCCCCUUGUUCUAUGUCCCCUUGCCGCAAUGGAGCACCCUGCAUCCCAAUUUCCCGGUACCCUUACUAUCACUGUCAGUGCCCCCCCGACAUGGCUGGACAGAGAUGUGACCUGCGUCGUGCUCCAACACCGCCGCCAGUAUGUGCUUUAACAGAGUGCCUAGGCAUGGCAGGAGAUGGUCAGUGUGAUAGGGAAUGCAAUGUGGCAUCAUGUCGAUGGGAUGGUGGCGACUGUUCCCUUAGUGUUGAAGAUCCAUGGAAACGCUGUCCAUUGCAGGAGUGCCGCAACCUGUUCAACAAUUCACGUUGUGACCAAGAGUGUGCUUCUGCAGAGUGUCUAUAUGACAACUUCGACUGUUUAGAGAAGGAAGUGCCAAAAUGCAACCCGGUGUAUGAGCAGUAUUGUAUGGAUCAUUACGGAGAUGGUCGCUGUGACCAGGGUUGUAAUUCAGAAGAGUGCGGCUGGGAUGGCUUGGACUGCGUAGGUGGAGGGGAACAGCUCGCUGAUGGAGUAUUAGUUUUGGUUGUGCUACUUCCUCCUGAGGAACUACUGAAACAAAGUGCAGCAUUCUUGCAGCGACUUAGUAUAAUUUUGCACAGCACUCUACGCUUCCGUACUGACGAGAAGGGGAACUACAUGAUCUAUCCCUACCUGAGGAGGGAGGCAGCAGGGAGGAGAGAAAAGAGGGAACUGGACUCUGACGUAAUAGGGUCCAAGGUUACAUUAGAGAUCGAUAACCGUCUGUGUGUGAAGGAAAUAUCAGAGUGCUUUCCAGAUACUGAGAGUGCGGCAAACUACCUGGCAGCCUUAAGCAAUCUGGAGAAACUAAACUUUCCGUAUCGUCUCAAAGCUGUGCAUAGUGAAAAGUGGACUGAACCUCCUUCCACUGGAGAUCCUCUUCGUCUCUUGCCUUUGGUUGGUGUGGCUGGAGUCCUGAUCUUGGUGGUCGCAAUACUGGGUGUAUUGGUGUCACGCAGAAAGAGAACGCACAGCACCCUGUGGUUCCCAGAGGGUUUUAUCUUAAAGAAAGAAAGAGACCGCAGGGAGCCUGUAGGCCAAGAUGCUCUUGGACUAAAGAAUAUCGCUAAAGCCGAACGGCUAAUGGAGGACCCAUCUGAAGACUGGACAGAUACAGAUUGCCCGGAGACAAAGAGACUGAAAACUGAGGAGAUGUCACCAUGCAGACAGGAUACAGUGGAUCCUCGUCCUUGGACUCAACAUCAUUUAGCAGCUGCUGAUAUCCGGCUUCCUCCAGCCACUGCCCUGACACCACCGCAGGGUGACUAUGAGACAGAUGGAAUGGAUGUCAAUGUGAGGGGACCAGAUGGCUUCACUCCACUCAUGCUAGCUUCCUUUUUGGGUGGUGGAUUGGAACCCGAGUCGCCUGAAGAGGAGGAAGAAGGGGAAGUAUCUGCUAUUGCUGAUCUCAUCUGCCAAGGGGCUUCAUUAGGAGCGCAGACGGACCGAACGGGAGAGACUGCCCUGCACCUAGCAGCUCGUUAUGCUCGGGCUGAUGCUGCCAAGAGAUUAUUGGAUGCUGGAGCGGAUCCUAAUGCGCAGGACCACACAGGACGAACCCCACUACAUGCUGCUGUGGCUUCUGAUGCACAGGGAGUGUUCCAGAUCUUAAUAAGAAACAGGGCCACAGAUCUUGAUGCCCGAAUGGGCGAUGGUUCCACAGCUCUGAUUUUGGCAGCACGGCUGGCUGUGGAGGGGAUGGUGGAAGAAUUGAUUGCCUGUCAUGCUGAUGUUAACUCUGUUGAUGAACUUGGUAAGUCUGCACUGCACUGGGCAGCUGCUGUGAAUAAUAUUGAAGCUACUCUUGCCCUGCUGAAGAACGGAGCAAACAAAGACAUGCAGGACAGUAAGGAGGAGACACCAUUAUUUCUGGCUGCUCGAGAAGGAAGUUAUGAAGCUGCCAAAGUUCUCCUUGACCACUAUGCUAACCGCGAGAUCACAGAUCAUAUGGACCGACUUCCUCGUGAUAUUGCACAUGAGAGGCUACACCAUGAUAUUGUUCAGCUUCUAGAAGAACAUAACACAGUUAGAGGAACCCAGGGGCCCCUGGGAGGGCAUACCAUGUCUCCACUCCUCUGUCCACCUAAUGGAUUUAUGGGAAAUAUCAAGCAAACACCACAGAGCAAAAAGAACCGUAGGGCAGGGGCCAAAGCUAACACAGCCAGUUUGAGUCGUGCCGAUGCCAAGGAUGCAAAGAACAGGGGCAAGAAGCUAUCCCUUGAUUGCCCUGGUGGAAAUGGUAGUCUGUUGGAGAGCUCAGUCACCCUUUCACCUGUCGACUCUCUUGAUUCUCCUCGUGCCUACAGUGCCAACCCUAGCUCCCCAGCAAUGUCUGCCCCUGGUGCAUUCCACCUUGGCUCUCUCUCUGUGCCCUCAACCCCGAUGGUGAAUGGUCUAAUGGAGGGACCCUUUGCUGUGUCUCUAGCACGGCUGAAUGAGAUUGGAGAAGCCCAGGGUGGAGCACUUCUUACUCUACAAGGUAGAGUACCCUUGCAGCGAGCACCAAGUUGUGUGGUUAAUGGGCUCAAUCUUGGUAUGGUCAAUCCCAACAAUUUGCCAUUUACCUGGCAGGGCCCUGCCACACCCUCUCAUUCGUCACGUAAUGUCAUGGCGGGUGGUCCUGCAGGAUCUGUUCCCAACUUGCAUCAACUACAUGCUCAGCAAGUGCUAAUGUUGCAGAGCCAUUUAGCCAUGCAGAGUCCAGCAAAAAUGUCUAUGGAGCAGCAGUGUCCCAUGGGUUCUGUGGCCUCCAGCAAUGGUCAUUUGAUGCAACAGAGUAUGACACGUGUGACCGAAGGACCAGCUCAGCCUUUGACCCCAACUGAAAGCAAUUACUUCAAACAGCAGAGUGUGACAAACGAGAGCAACAUCCAGAGCCCUCCGGCAAUGCCCGCUCCUCAGCAGACAUUUGUGCCCACACAGGGCGAUACACCUAAACAUUACCUUCACAUUCCAAGUGAGCACCCUUACCUUACCCCCUCCCCUGAGUCUCCAGAGCAGUGGUCAAGCCCAUCUCCCCAUUCAGUGUCAGAAUGGUCAGAUGCCACUCCAAGUCCAGUAGUGGUGGGAGGAUCCCAUGGGCAGACCUCACACCUGCCCGAGCAGGCAGGAAACAUGCAGGUGUUUGCCUAACUUACCCUCUUUAACUAUGUCCAGUAUGUCACACUCCCUUUUUUUAUUUUAUUAUAGUCUUCCAUUUCUCCUCAGCUUGUUUUUCAUUAGCUUCGUAAUUUUCUAUUCCUUCUUAACCUCUUCUUUUCCUGUACCUUGACCGCAUUUCUCUGUCUCCCCUCUAUGGAUUUACCUUUUCUAUUUUAGAUCUUCUCCUAUAAGUAUUUCACCCUUAAUAUGCAUAGUAUUCUUUUUAGCUCUUUACAAACUAGUGUUGUACAGCUAUGUAUGAAGGUACUGCCAAGAAUUUUUUUUCUUUUUAUGAUGGGAUCUUGAAUGAACUUUAUCAUUGCCUGGACCAAUUUUUCCCCCCCAUUGUUUUAUAGACUACUUUCUUCUUUACCUAAAUAUUUUUACAACAAUUCUUUUUGGAUUAAAACUGCAAUAUUUUUUUCCCCACCACAAAUGACAUUUGUAUUAUGUUACAAUGAAAGAGGACAUUUUAAUGCCUUUUUGUCUUAGCCGCUAUCACUGCCCUUUUUGUACUCUACUUUUGUAGUAAAAUGACUUUACUUGCAAUUUUUUUUAAAAGCCAUCUCAUUCCGAGCAACAAUUAUUCAUCAGAUUACUGAUGGGACUGUGUUUUGAAGGAGUCGGUACGAAAUUUGCAACAUAAAUAUGUUUUCAUUAUAAAGAAGUGACUGCUCAUGUUAAAUAAAAUGUCUUUGUUAUAAAGAAAUUGUCACUUGAAAAAAACAAAACAGGGGGAUAAAUUCUUAAAAAAAAAAUAUUGUAAUUAUUUUUUACCAUUUAUUUUGAAUGGUAGACUAAUUUUAUUUUUUAAAACUAUUAAGCUAAUACACCUUACAAUAUUUAACGUGAGCUUAUACAUAUUUUUGGUACUCAUAUGUGACGUAAUCUUCCUAUUUAAUUUAUAUGUAGCAUAUUCAUCAGAUAAUGAAUUUAUGAUUAAGCUCUACUAAGGAUCAUCACAAGUAAUUCUGUUUUCCACAAAACAAAUUGCCCAUUAUUGCUGCUGGAAGUUUGGUCCUUAUGAAUAUGUAUAUUACAAUAAUCACUGUAGAAGUCAUUUUUAAAAUUAUAUCACUCAUUUAUUUUUACAACCAUUUGUAACAUUUUUUGGUGACUUUUAAAGUUUAGUUUGAGUGACAACUCAUAUAAAUCAGCACAGUCACUAUACAAUUCCUAUCUCCAGUACAGUCUUUCAUUGGUUUUCAGUAUUAAAAUAAGAUUAAUAAUAUUCACUGUAAAAUAAACUUGAAAGUAGCAGACCAUUAUAUUUGUUCCAUUUAAAGAAUGGCAAUAGCAGAAAAAUAUUUUGGAUAAAUGUUUUUUACUUAUGUUUUACGUGUAUGUAUUGGGUAGUGGAACAGAAAAAAUUAAUUUUCUAUUUUUAGAUAGAUUUCUUUAAAAAAUAAAUAAAAAAAGAAUAAAUCCUACACAGUAAACAUUUUAAAAUCAACAUUAGCACUGAAAAUGUAUAGUUUUCAUAUUUUUUAAACUGUACAUUAUUUCUGUUGUACACAGUUGAUUUUUUCAGGUGACAAUUUCAUUACAGGAUUUGAUGCAUUGUUGUAAAAUAUUGAUAUACUGCCACUUAACACUGUGUUUUACUUUGUCCAUACCUUUUUACAUGUAUUUUUAAAUAGUAUCUCUUGUAAUAGAGAAAAUAUUUUCUUUAUGGGGAAAAUGCCCACCUUUUUUAGUUGUUUUUUUUUUAUCUCUGAUUUUAAUGUCAGAAGGUGAAAUUUCUGAUCUGAGAAACUCCAUGGUUAUAGGAGACGACAUUUUGGUGUAACCAAGUUGGUAAUACUUAAAUUGUAUUAUUUAGGCUGUAGCCGUAUAUACAUAUAUAUAUAUAUAUUGAAAUAUAUAUAUAUUUUUUUUGUGUACUGGGUAUACAUAGAAGAAAUUUUAAUAUUUUAUGACUGAAGACAGCACAGAGAUAAAGAUAUGAUUUGUCGACCCAUGGAUGGAAAAUUAAAAAUAAUAUACAAAAUAAAUGCUACCUUAUUUAUACUGUGGUAUAAAUACAUAUAUUAUUUACAUACUCAUAUCUAAAUUGUGAAUUAUGUGUAAUUGUAAAACAUUUUACAAACAUAUGUUUUAUUUUUAUCUGCCACGAUGACAUACACCUUAAUUGAUACUAGAGGUUAACUUUGCCUCUAGGUGCAGAUUUUUAGAAUCAAUUAGUCUAAUAAAUGACCACAAGGUGUCACUGCAUGCUACUUAUAGAGCAUAUAUUCUGCUAUAUACACAUGGACCACAGGGUGUCACUGCAUAAUGUCCAUCAGAGGUGUAGGUCAUAUACAAUAUUGCAGGUUAUCACAAACUGUUGUUGAUUGGACAACAGUACACCCUGUUAUGUACACAAACAGUCUUAAAAAAUUUCACAGCCAAAAAAUAUUGUCUAAAUUUUCAUUCUGAGACUUCUUUUUUUAUACACAGAUUUUUCAUGUAAUAAAUAGAAUGUUAGAUAUUUUUUUAAUUAAUCAGCUAUAUGUAUAUUUUUAUUACUCGAGAAAAUGUCUGUUUUUUAAUAAAUAAUAAAAUGAAUGGAAAAAAAGGUAGCUUUAUAGCAUGUAAAUAAACCACUACAAAUUUUCUCACAUGUAAAGUCUAAUUCAAUAAAAUAAAAAUAAUGUAGCUAUUGAA